Messenger RNA from Coregonus sp. 'balchen', 14960 nucleotides. Lineage: Eukaryota; Metazoa; Chordata; Actinopteri; Salmoniformes; Salmonidae. The record is from the annotation of a GenBank genome assembly.
AUGACAAAAGCCAGGUACGCCGAGAAAGAGGCUUUGAGGAAAUUCUUAGUGAGUCAGACAGAUGCUGGGAGCGACCUGGACCAAGAUUACUACGGCUCGGGCGGAGUCAUAGUAUUUUGUAUAACUUUCUAUAGUUUGUAUUUGGUAUGUUUUAUAUAGUUGUGGUCUGCUUCUUUUUGUUUUGUAUUACCAGUAUAGCGGUGUCCUGUCCUGUCUAUCAGGCAGGGGCGGUGUGUUCAAUAGGGCGAUAUGGGCGACGCACUGCCAAACGGGAAAAGGAAGGGAUUUUUUUUCUAAUCAAUUAUAUCACGGCAACAGUAGUUAUCAGUGUUGUAAUCUAGACGUCUGAUCUGCCACAGUGCCACUAAAUGUCCAAUCAGGCUAAAGUCGUGCUUCAAAUGCCCCCCCCCCCCCCCCCUUUUGGGGCGAUUUCAGUCAGGUUGAAAAUCGCCCAGAAGUCUGUCAUAGACUCCCAUGUAAAAUCAAUUUUUUUCAAAUAUCAGAGCUUUCAAUACAAUCUCUAUGGGUUUCUGAGGGCUUGCACUUACGCGCUUUCGUCAUACGUAACGUAACCAUGAACGUAACUAAGAAAAGAGCGGGUAGCCUCAUCAAUCAAUUCACGUACUACUAUCAAGAUGGCUAUAGCGUUCAGUGCAACUCGAUUGUCUCUUUGAAAUAAGUUACUUUUUGUCGGCGAACAAAUCAAGAUAAAUUGGCAACGAAACAAUUAGGACCUCCCAGACCAAAUUUAAUAAUUCAACAGGUUUCUACUAAAGGGGGGAAGUCCUACACCCGAGGAUUUUCCAAAAAUUGGUACGAACGAAAAACCUGGCUAGCAGGCUGCGAUGUAGCUAAUGCAGUCUUCUGCUACCCCCCUGCUUACUCUUUCACCCUGAAGGCUGCACGGCAGACAGCACCGCUUGGACAGCGACUGGUGUGUAACGGACAUGCACCAUCUUUCAGGAAAGAUUAAGAAACAUGAGCUGUCAAAGACCCACAUGGAUAGCUGUUUGAGAUUGUUUGCUUUGGGGAGAGUGAACAUUCCCACUCAACUGGAUGAGGGAUACAGGCUAGCUGUCCGCCGCCACAACGAUGAGGUUAGUGUUGAUAAUCACAAGUUUACUGGAGAACUGAAACUGACAAGGCUGACAAGAUAGGACCCUUUUGUCCAUUGUUAUUGGAUAGGAACAGAACUUAUAACCAGCUCCUGACCUAAAUAGAUCUUAGCACAACAUUUUACUCAACAUAUCAUAUUCCAUAUUCACUAUAACAAAUAUAUUUACUACGACAUUAGCAAGAACCGCCACAUCCUCAGCCGGCUAAUCCAGUGUGUGAAGUUUUGCGGAGUGUUUGAGUUAGCUUUGCGAGGCAAAGAUGAAACUGAGGGCUCCACCAACCCUGGUAAGCCAACACUUUUGAGAUCAGUCAAUAAAUGCUUCUGGUAUUGACUUAUAUGCUGCCCCUGUCUUCAUGUUGUUGCUGGACAUAUCUUUUUUUAAAUGUGUGUAGGUCACCUAAAUCAUCAGAAAAAUUGCCCCCCCUGAGAAUUUUUUCAGGAGCCGCCACUGCUAUCAGGUGUCCUGUCCUGUCUAUCAGGUGUCCUGUCCUGUCUAUCAGCUAUCCUGUCCUGUGUAGCCUAUAUCCUGUCUAUCAUUCCAAAGUAGAUACAUUUCACAUUAGUUUGCUGGUAAAAGUUGGAUAUAUUCUGUGUAACUUUGGAGAGGCCACCAAAUUCUCAUGACCAUUGUUACUGUCUCUAAAGGUAGGCUACCUGUGUCUCAACUGUUUGCUUUGUAUAGGUUAGUAUAUUGCUUUUACAUUACAGUAAUGUUGUUUUGUUAUAGUUGUGGUCUGCUUUUUGUUGUUUUGAACUGUAUGUAUAGCCUACAUACAGUAUAGGCCUAUGUAACUGUGUCCUGUUUGUGCAAUAUUUCUAAUUAGUUUUCCACUGGGAGGCAGGGGUGUAGGCAUGGGUGGGGCUGGGUGGACACAGGCCCACCCACUGGGGAGCCAGGCCCUGCCAGGCCCACCCAAUCAGAUUGAGCAAAAAACAAAAAAAUAAUACAUUAUGUUGCUCUACAACAUUCGGAGAGUACGACCCUGCCUUACACAGGAAGCGGCACAGGUCCUAAUCCAGGCACUUGUCAUCUCCCGUCUGGAUUACUGCAACUCGCUGUUGGCUGGGCUCCCUGCCUGUGCCAUUAAACCCCUACAACUCAUCCAGAAUGCCGCAGCCCGUCUGGUGUUCAACCUUCCCAAGUUCUCUCACGUCACCCCGCUCCUCCGCACACUCCACUGGCUUCCAGUUGAAGCUCGCAUCUGCUACAAGACCAUGGUGCUUGCCUACGGAGCUGUGAGGGGAACGGCACCUCCGUACCUUCAGGCUCUGAUCAGUCCCUACACCCAAACGAGGGCAUUGCGUUCAUCCAGCUCUGGCCUGCUGGCCCCCCUACCUCUACGGAAGCACAGUUCCCGCUCAGCCCAGUCAAAACUGUUCGCUGCUCUGGCACCCCAAUGGUGGAACAAGCUCCCUCACGACGCCAGGACAGCGGAGUCACUCACCACCUUCCGGAGACACUUGAAACCCCACCUCUUUAAGGAAUACCUGGGAUAGGACAAAGUAAUCCUUCUACCCCCCCCCCCCCCCCCCCCCCCCAAAAAAAAGAAAAAACAUAUUGUAAAGUGGUUAUCCCACUAGCUAUAAGGUGAAUGCACCAAUUUGUAAGUCGCUCUGGAUAAGAGCGUCUGCUAAAUUAUGUAAAUGUGAAUGUACUACAAAAAUAUGGAGGCUGGUGGGAGGAGCUAUAGGAGGACAGGCUCAUUAAUGGCUGGAAUGGAGCGGUCUCAAACAUCAAACAUGGAAACCAUUUGACUCUGUUCCAUUUAUUCCAUUCCAGCCAUUAAUGAGCCUGUCCUCCUAUAGCUCCUCCCACCAGCCUCCUCUGGUGUACAGUAAGUGUGUAUUUUGCAUCUAGGAAAUUAUUUUGAUGUGAUAUGAAAGUACAGGGCUUUAUGUUUCUAGAACCAUACUGCAAUUGAGAAUCGAUUCACAUUUAGAUAGAGUAUUUGGCUGUUUUGGCUGUCAGGGCCAAUUUGCCUCUAAACAGAACAUGAAAGGUCCUUAUAAGGAUUAAUGUUAGACUCCUUUAGUCCAUUCUUGGUAGCCAUUUGUCUUCUGUAGCCUUCUUGCUAAUAAUAUGACAUAGCUAAGGUAGUGUUGUUUAACAGUUAUACUGUAUAUAUUACUACUUACCAGUCACUCAGAUGUAUAAGGUCUGUCUGUGCACAUUCAAUCCUAGGUGGUUUCAGUUGCAGUGCAUGUUUGAGAUUUACACGAGGGUCCAAUAUGGAACAUUCCAAACAUCCAAGGUAAGUGUGUAAAAGUUAUGUCUCUCUAAAAUGAUUCAUGAAAAUGUUAAUUUCCCACUAUCUUGUAGGGUUUGUCUUUCCUGGACUUGCGAUACCAGCUGCUGCUGUUUUACCUACAAGAUGUCACUGACCUGAUCAGUCUCAAAUUAGAGGGUGGUAGUGUGAAAGACAAUGGCACACUUCACAGACUGGUCACCCUUCAUAGACUGGUCGCCCUUCACAGACUGGUCACCCUUCACAGACUGGUCACCCUUCACAGACUGGUCACCCUUCACAGACUGGUCACCCUUCACAGACUGGUCACCCUUCACAGACUGGUCACCCUUCACAGACUGGUCACCCUUCACAGACUGGUCACCCUUCACAGACUGGUCACCCUUCACAGACUGGUCACCCUUCACAGACUGGUCACCCUUCACAGACUGGUCACCGUUAGAACAGUAAGAUGCCCUCAUUUCCAAAAAUGCAAUUCAAAAUCGAAAAGACGCCGUUUGUUGUUUUGUGAUGUAUUGUUGUUGUAUUUCUGUGCAUCUUGGGACCGUAUAAAAGUUCAGUAAAGGACAGUAAGAUGGCUUCAUUUCCACCUCCUGGCAUCUCAAUCUGUGUGAAAUGAAUACAAUUAUAUCAUUAUUGUUCAUUUUGUUUCGUUGCUCCCUAUGGCAGAAUAAAAUCUGGUUUGUGCAACAGCUUCUGAAUGUCUUUACCUUAAAAUGUUUUAUUUCAUGCCAAAGCUAAGUGAAUCAGAAGACUGAGGGUGAAAAUGGAGAGAAGGCUGAAGGCGCUGAGAAAAGUACCAUCUAGUGGCAAGAAACAUGAUCCCCCAAGAUUGCUCCAAUGCACUAUGGUAAUCAAAUCAAAUCAAAUCGUAUUUGUCACAUUCGCCGAAUACAACAGGUGUAGACCUUACCGUGAAAUUCUUAAUUACAAGCCCUUAACCAACAAUGCGGUUCAAGAAAGAGUUAAGAAAAUAUUUACUAAAUAAACAAAAGUUUAAAAAAUUGCAAUAAAAAGUAACACAAUAAAAUAACAAUAACGAGGCUAUGUACAGGGGGUACCGGUACCAAGUCAAUGUGAGGGGGUAGAGGUUAGUCGAGGUAGUUUGUACAUGUAGGUAGGGGUAAAGGGACUAUGCAUAGAUAACAAACAACGUAAAUAGUCCGGGGGCCAAUAUAAUGUUAAUAUAACACUAUUUCCUCUUCUGCUGUUGAAUCUUAUGUAGUCAUCCCCUCUUAAAAACAUACCCAAAUCUUCCCAAAGCUGCAAUAUUUCUGUGAUGUGUGAUUUGACAAAACCAUGGCUGUGAUGUAUAAGAUGUACAGUUGAAGUCAGAAGUUUCCAUACACCUUAGCCAAAUACAUUUAAACUCAGUUUUUCACAAAUCUUGACAUUUAAUCCUAGUAAAAAUGUCCUGUCUUAGGUCAGUUAGGACCACCACUUUAUUUUAAGAAUGUGAAAUGUCAGAAUAAUAGUAGAGAGAAUGAUUUAUUUCAGCUUUUAUUUCUUUCAUCACAUUCCCAGUGGGUCAGAAGUUUACAUACACUCAAUUAGUAUUUGGUAGCAUUGCCUUUAAAUUGUUUAACUUGGGUCAAAUGUUUCGGGUAGCCUUCCACAAGCUUCCCACAAUAAGUUGGGUGAAUUUUGGCCCAUUCCUCCUGACAGAGCUGGUGUAACUGAGUCAGGUUUGUAGGCCUCCUUGCUCGCACACGCUUUUUCAGUUCUGCCCACACAUUUUCUAUAGGAUUGAGGUCAGGCUUUGCGAUGGCCACUCCAAUACCUUGACUUUGUUGUCCUUAAGCCAUUUUGCCACAACUUUGGAAGUAUGCUUGGGGUCAUUGUCCAUUUGGAAGACCCAUUUGCGACCAAGCUUUAACUUCCUGACUGAUGUCUUGACAUGUUGCUUCAAUAUAUCCACAUAAUCUUCCUACCUCAUGAUGCCAUCUAUUUUGUGAAGUGCACCAGUCACUCCUGCAGCAAAGCACCCCCACAGCAUGAUGCUGCCACCUCCGUGCUUCACGGUUGGGAUCGUGUUCUUCGGCUUGCAAGCUGCCGCGUUUUUCCUCCAAACAUAACGAUGGUCAUUAUGGCCAAGCAGUUCAAUUUUUGUUUCAUCAGACCAGAGGACAUUUCUCCAAAAAGUAUGAUCUUUGUCCCCAUGUGCAGUUGCAAACCGUAGUCUGGCUUUUUUAUGGCGUUUUUUGAGCAGUGGCUUCUUCCUUGCUGAGCGGCCUUUCAGGUUAUGUCGAUAUAGGACUCGUUUUACUGUGGAUAUAGAUACUUUUGUACCCGUUUCCUCCAGCAUCUUCACAAGGUCCUUUGCUGCUGUUCUGGGAUUGAUUUGCACUUUUCGCACCAAAGUACGUUCAUCUCUAGGAGACAGAACGCGUCUCCUUCCUGAGCGGUAUGACGGCUGCGUGGUCCCAUGGUGUUUAUACUUGCGUACUAUUGUUUGUACAGAUGAACGUGGAACAUUCGGGCGUUUGGAAAUUGCUCCCAAAGAUGAACCAGACUUGUGGAGAUCUACAAAAAAAAUUCUGAGGUCUUGGCUGAUUUCUUUAGAUUUUCCCAUGAUGUCAAGCAAAGAGGCACUGAGUUUGAAGGUAGGCCUUGAAAUACAUCCACAGGUACACCUCCAAUUGAAUCAAAUUAUGUCAAUUAGCCUAUCAGAAGCUUCUAAAGCCAUGACAUCAUUUUCUGUAAUUUUCCAAGCUGUUUAAAGGCACAGUCAACUUAGUGUAUAUAAACUUCUGACCCACUGGAAUUGUGAUACAGUGAAUUCUAAGUGAAAUAAUCUGUCUGUAAACAAUUGUUGGAAAAAUUACUUGUGUCAUGCACAAAGUAGAUGUCCUAACCGACUUGUAAACUUCCGACUUCAACUGUAUCUUUACCUGACCCACGGAUGGAGACAUGACCGACGCAGACAAAAAGCAGAGGUGUGCCGACCUCCACAGCUCUGUGAUCCAGGAGCUCCGGCAGCAGUACAGCGACACUCCUGUAGAGAUCCGCCACCACAGGGACUUCAAGACCGAGACAGAGCCGAGAGCAGCUGCACAGGUCAGUGCUGUCAUCAUCAGACAUAUUCAUCACAUAAUCAUCGAUAAGAUUGUUAUUGACACGUUUCUCAUUUAACUGUGUAGUACUACCAUAGUUUUAGUCCUCUCAUUUGGUCCCUUCAUGUAAUUAAUUUUUCUUCCUUCAGGUAAAACUUUGAGUCAAUGAUGGUGCGUCUGCAAGUGCCCCGAAAUGAGAGAAAUGCUAAGAUGAGGCAUGAAUGCUAGGAAUGUCUGGUCAGCUGAGUGGCAUCCCAUGGUUCAGUGACAUCACAGCCCUGAAGGGCGGAGAGGGACACGCCAGUAUUCUACAGGUCACUCCUUACUGCCAUCCAGUGAUCGAUAAUAUAAUAUACACAGUGUACAAAACAUUAAGAACACUGAGUUGCACCCCCCCUAUUUUGCCCUCAGAACAGCCUCAGUUCAUCGGGGCAUGGACUCUACAAGGUGUCGAAAGCGUUCCACAGUGAUGCCGGCCCAUGUUGACUCCAAUGCUUCCCACAGUUGUGUCAAGUUGGCUGGAUGUCCUUUGGUUGGUGGACCAUUCUUGAUAUACACGGGAAACUGUGGAGCGUGAAAAACCCCAGCAGCUUUGCAGUUCUUGACACACUCAAACUGCUUUGCCUGGCACCUAGUACCACACCCCAUUCAAAGGCACUUAAAUAUUUUGUCUUGCCCAUUCACCUUCUGAAUGGCGCAAACACACACACAAUCCAUGUCUCAAGGCUUAAAAAUCAUUCUUUAACCUGUCUCUUCCCCUUCAUCUACACUGAUUGAAGUGGAUUUAACAAGUGACAUCAAUUAGGGAUCAUAGCUUUCACCUGGUCAGUCUGUCAGGGAAAGAGCAGGUGUUGAUGUUUUGUAGACAUAUGCCAUUUAGCAGACUCUUUUAUCCAAAUCACCGUAGUCAUGCGCGCAUACAUUUUUACGUCCAGGGAAUAAUAAUUGGCACACUUAAGAUUUAUUCUCCUUAGGGAUGAUGGCCCAUGUUGGACGAUAUUAACCCCAACGUUUUCUGUCCCCCCCUUCAAGACAUGGAUAACCCUGGGCCCAAGAAGAAACUAAUGAAGAAAACAAAAAGUUGCGUGUUUUGUGUUUAACAUCGCCAGGACAUCAGUGAUUUCUUUCUUCCAUUGUUUUUAAUGAUAAAUUGUGAAUUCAAUUUCAAUUACUCACAUCAUUGAUUCUCAAUGUUAGACCAUUUUACUUGGAGUGCAGGGAUUAUCCGUCAUUCUUUACCUGCGGCUUUCAGAAGAUAAGAUCAGUAACGGAAACCUAAAACCACACAAAGCAGGAUGAAGAUUGAGGUUUUCUGAUAAAUGGGACGAUUCACUUGGAAUAGCUUUUCGUGAUUGUUGGUGCUCAAAUCAUGUGUAUCAAAGGAGGAUUUUACCCCCAUGAAUGUCAAGUUUUCAAUAUCAUGGAUGCCCAAAAUCCAUUUGAAUACCCAAAUUCCCCCCAAUUUGGAAUGCACAGAGCGGAUUCAUUUUCCUUGGGCAUUAACUAAAUGUCACUAGUUAAGUCACACCCUUUCAGGAUAUAGAAUUUUUGUUUUGUUUUACGUGAAUUCAAUUUGAGGGACUGAAUCAAACAUGGUCUAAUAAAAAUGUUACACAUUUAUCCCUACCGAAUUCACUCUCAAAUUCAAGUGUAUUGUUGAAAUAUGUUCUAAUUUUUUAAAACAUUUUUAGUCAUUUAGCAGACGCUCUUAUCCAGAGCAACUUACAGGAGCAAUUCGGGUAAAGUGCCUUGCUCAAGGGCACAGACAGAUUUUUCACCUAGUCGGCUCGGGGAUUAGAACCAGCGACCUUUCGGUUACUGGCACAACACUCUUAACCGCUAAGCUACCUGCCGCCCCCAUCUCGAACAUUAACUCAUUGUUCUUUAAAUACCUUAUUUCUUGUGGCAUAAGAGCCUAUUAGCUAGAUUUGUUUAUUUACAAGUAUUUGAUUGAGUUUCUUCCUAAGAUAACAUCUUAUUCACUGCUUUGUAAUAAUAAUAAUAAUAAUAAUACAGAAAGGUAUGAACACUUAAAAAAUGCAAUUGGCUUGACACGUUCAACUAAAACAUUUAAAAUAGUUAGAAUGGUCAUUCUACCUCAUAGGGGUGUUAGGCUCCUGUAUGUUAUUAAAGAGGGUACUGAAGAAGACGAGCCUAAAACGACAACAUUUAAAGCUGCAAUACGUAACCAUUUGGGUGACCCGGCCAAAUUCACAUAGAAAUGUGAGUUAUAGAUCUGUAUUUGUCUAAGAAGCAGCAGAUCUGUUCUAUGUGCGCUAUUUAUGAUUCCAAUUCUUAAGUUUUGUUUGUACAUAUUUUACACCAGCUUCAAACUGCUGAAAACACAAUAUUUUGGGUUAUGGAAAAUAUAUUUCACAGCCAUUUAGAGAUGGUACAAUUUCGUCAAACUGAAAUUAGGCGAACUAUUAGAAUUUUAGCAACCAGGAAAUGGCAGAGCGAUUUCUGCAUAGUGCACUUUUAAAGAAUUGAAGGAAAGCAAGGAAGACAUUUGAAACUAUACUGAUAUUAAAAACACUGCAGAAUGUCAGUCAUUAGGUUCAGAAUUCUCCCAGCUUAACUUUCAAGAACCAAUUAUUAAAUGCUUUGCAACUAGGGUCAAAAAUCACAAACAAAUGAAUAAUUUUUACACAACGUCUUUAUUUUAUUUUUUUGUUCUAAUUACAGACUCAUGGGUUAAAAAUAAAAAAAAAGCAAAACAUCUUUUUUUUGUUUAACCCACUCUCCCGUUUCAAAAAAUUCAAACCUCUCCACACAAACCCACCCCCUACCCCCCCCCCUAAAAUAAAAGCUCCGCCCCUCUCGGCUAUUAAAUUAAUUGAUGCCUUUAUCCCCACUCCUGGUCCUCAACAAGCCGUUGCUGCACUAUGCACUGUCAAAGUCGGGGCCAGGGCCCUGGAACCCCCCCCACCCUUUCUCUGGUCCUGUCUUUCUCACUCCCAAUUAAAACAGCUGCUGCCAUCUUGACUUCUAGCUCUCGCUAUAUAAAUAUGUGUGGUGGUUGGUUGUGUGGUGUCUGUGAAGUGUGUGGGCCUAGUAUGUGUGCCUAGUAUGUGUGAGUGCGUGUGGGAGAGUAAGUCAACUCAACGCUUGUUGUAGUAAAUGCCCCCUGCGGUGGCCCUGUGGUCACCCUGACCCCCUCCCCCCCACACAGACAAGAUGGGGUGAGUGUGCAUAGCAGGAGCAGAGAGAGAGAGAGACCCUGCCGAGACAUUGGGGGGUGCCGCGGCCACCGGAGGAGGGGUUGUCAGCCUCCACUGGUCCUGAAACCUGAAACGACAAGAAGUGGUCUAAUAUACAGAGAGAGAAGAGAAGGAGAAAGAAAUGAGAGAGGGACAUGGAGAGGAAGAGGUGAAGGACAAAACGGUAGUAGCAGCACAGAAAGGCAGAGGGUCGCAAGAAGAGGGGGGGAAAGGUUGAGGCCCACAAAAAAACUCAACCGAAAAGUCGGCAGAGCUCUGGCCAUGCCUUCCUGGCGUGAAUGCUACGGGCUAAAAGGGAAGGGACAAUAGGAAAAAAUAAAAAUCACCCUCUGAACAGCAGUCACAGCUAUACUGAACACAAAGAGAGCGUGGGAUGGAACCAGAGGGAGAAGAUGGUAGCAAAAGUGAUGAGUUAAGGGGUGGGGUGAGUGGCAACUGAUCAGAGAGAGAAAAGGGAGUGAAACUCCCAACACCACAACUUCAAAAAUAAACAACAACAUUCUUGCUCUUGGAAGUUUAACAUGUACGGUACAUAAAAAUAAAAAAAACUGAUUCCUUUCUCGUCGAUGCGUUUGCUUUUCGAAUGCAAGCAUUUUGGGGGCUGUGUUGGGUGUGAGGGUCACAGCCAGACAAAGGAGACAAAUCUGCAGCCUGAGAUGACAUCUUCUCAAAAAAGAAAUGCCACCAAAUCUCCCAACGGCCAUCAUAUACCUUACCAGGGUGACCGCACCACCUUCACACACGCACGCUCACACACAAUCGCACACUGUGGCCAGUCAGUCUGUCUGUCCAGGAGAAGUUUUUUUUUUUUUUUUUCAUUUUUUUUUUUUUCUCUUCUCAGUGUUUUCCUGGGACUUUUUUUUUCAUUCUUUUUUUGUUUGGGGACGGGGGGGUGAUAGUAGGGGGUGGGGGGGGGUAUUAGUAAGGGGAAUACCACGAUGUUGUUCGCCCUCGGCCCCUGGAAAAGAGAGAGAAAAAGAGUGUGAGUUUCUUGAUUGCCUUAAAAAGACGGACACCAAUUUUAGGGUAUGUAGUGUGCUUAUGUAUGUGGGCAGGUAGAACGGGGGCCUGGUGAGAACUCAAUCCUUGAGGUAAACUGGGGGGAAAAUGUAUGCAUGAAUAAUUGUUUAAGUAUACACAAAUUGUUGGUAGGAUGACAUGUAUACCAUCUUAAUGGUAUUGUGCCUUUCUUUGAUAAGUGUUGAAUUACCACAAUUUCAAUCAUUAUAAAUAAGAAUUAACAGUACAGAAAGAAGCAGAGACCAGCUUCGCCAACAGUAAAAUAUCUGUAACUCUCAGAUUAUACAGGACUAUAGAAAUAAUGGUGUGGGGGACAGUGAGGCACUCUCUCCCUCUUUCUCUCUCUCUCUCUCUCUUUCUCUCUCUCUCUGCGAGAGCGGCUCCCGAGGACGCUGUUGGGAGAGACCCUGAGGACAGAAGCCUCCAUCCCACCCCACAGAAUAGUCAUAAAGUCAUUCACAUGGCACAUGCUAUAGGAAGGGCCACACACAUAUAGCUUCAGCAAGCAGACAAGCAGACUUGACUGACCCCUUCUCCUGAUAACCUGGACUGCCCCAUCACUCAAUCACCACACAUCGCUUUUCCACUCACACACCAGGGUUUCCGCUAGGACAAUGUGGAGCCGGACAUUUGACCGGCAACAUUUUAAAUUUACCGGACGUUUGAGAACUGUACCGGAACCGUAUGCAUUGGGUGUGCGUGACCUGAUUAAGGCGUCCACACACAGCAAUCAAAAAAUGACAGAAAUCACAUUUUGAAUAUGGUAAUUCAUAUUAACAGAACAACAAGACGAGUAACGAACAGCAAAAUCACUAGCCUGUGUCAAUCUACUGUAGUAGAAAAGUUUAGGCUACCUACUCUUUUGGCCAGUUUGUCGAGAAAGAAACAGCCUAUUCCAAACAGACUCUGGGACAGUUGUGGGACGAAAGAUCCCAAAUUCAUACAACCAGUAGGCCUAGGCUACAUUUAAAAAAAACAUUAAAAAACAGUGAGUCUGAUGUAACAGAUCAGAACGUUUUGCUUAAAAUGUUGAUUAACUAUUAUUUCUGAACAUUAUCAGCUCAGCAAUGUGCACAAGGCUGUAGGCUACGAACAAAUGUUAAUCUGAGUGGCGCACUAGAGAUCCUGGUUCGAAUCCAGGCUCUGUCGUAGCCGGCCGCGACCUGGAGACCCAUGGGGCGGCGCACAAUUGGCCCAGGGUAGGGGAGGGAAUGGCCGGCAGGGAUGUAGCUCAGUUGGUAGAGCAUGGCGUUUGCAAUGCCAGGGUUGUGGGAUCGAUUCCCACGGGGGGGCCAGUAUGAAAAAAAUAAAGUAUGCACUCACUAACUGUAAGUCGCUCUGGAUAAGAGCGUCUGCUAAAUGACUAAAAAAAAAAAAAUAAUUGGCAGGAAAACACUGUUGUAAAAAGGGCAAUGCACACGGGAGCGGUUUCAUGUGACAUGAUAUCGGUUAGAACUUUAGAGAGAUCUAAUAGGCUACUUUGAAGCAAGGUAAAACACGCCUCAUAAUAUGUAGUAAAACAUUCAGUUUUCAAACAAUGAAGUAUAUAUGUUUUCAAAAUGCAUACCGCCUCCAGCCCAUUGCAAAGUGGAGUGACGCACUGCGGAAGCCUGCCUUUCGUUGCCGUUUGACACCGUGUUUAAAACAACUGGGGAAAAUGGAAAUCUCAUGACUGGGAAAAAUACGACCUCCAACUGGGAAAAAUCAUUUUGAACGGUCAUCCAACUCGGAAUCUCUGGCCUCUUUCUAGAUCUCCGACCUGAAGAUCACUGACGUCAUGAUUUGACAUCGUAUUCCCAGUUGUCUUGAAAGCACCACAAAGAUGCAGUGGCAGCUCUUGCUCGGUCUGACAGAUCCACUCAAAGGCUCUGUAUCUGUACGGUGUGAUAAAUAACAUACAAAAUGUAUAUAUACACUGUACACACCCGCCAAUUCCACUAAAUUAUACAAAUUAACCUAUAGACCAAUAAGCAUGACCAGUCAAAUGUAUUUACAUCGACUGGUAUUUACAUAAAUUAAUAGGCAAAAAAAAGCAUUUCGCAAUGGGAUUUUUUCAUUCUCCCGGACAACUGGCCAGCACCAAUUUUAUUUAUCAGCUUUUCAACAAACAAACAAAUUAUAGACAAAAGCUGGUUAUUACCAGCUAACGGAAACCCUGUCACACACGCACACCACGACUGUCAAACCCAGGCAUCCAGUGCCCACAAACACACAGGUCACAUGAGUAGAAACCAGUGGUUAGAAUGCUGAGGUCAAAAUCAGGCUGCAGGAAUGAACCCUUCAUUCUGGAAGUGAAGGCAGUGGGUGGAACAUCUAGCCUGUGGGUCUGCUGCACCAAUGUGUAGUUAACAACAGAGUUGGCUUUAGCAACAAGGCAAAGCAUCCGGACACUUGCUUUUCGUCUCCCUAUAGUGGGCCACCCAUUCCUAGGCUAGUCUAUGUCUGAGCUAUGUGUAUGAGCCAUCUGAGUGCAGGGGGCAUGAGAUUCUGAAUGGCACCAAACAAUUUACACUCACAGGAUGUCAUCCGUACAAUUGUGCUAAAUAGGACCUUACAGAUUCAAAGUUUUGCCCCUCUAAAAGAUCUUAUCAUUCAGUGAUUGACAAUCAUUUCAGAAGCUCUCACAGAGGGGCCAAUGAGGCACUACUACACAUUACUAACUCUGACACCAUUGGUCUAGUGAGUGGAAAGGUUGGUCCAUUGGUCAGAAUCUCUCAGUGCAUGUCAGUUGGUGAGGAUGCUCAUUGUGCUUGCUCUGCAGCCCCUCUUCUCAGCAAUGCUUCUAAAAACAGGACAUGGGCCCAGAGACAGAGCUCCAGCGUGAGGCCCACUUUGAGCGCUCAAUGAGUCAUCACGGGAACCCCCCUCUCACCUCACACUGAGAGACACUGGACACACACUCCAGGGAGACACACCAGACUCCCAGUGCACAGCGCUUUGAUCCACUCCAGGUUUUACAUACAUAGGGGGCAAGCUUUUGUACAGAUUGAAAACAAAUCCAGAUACCAGGGGUGUUGCUUUUGAAAGGUCACAGGCAAAAAACACAGCUCUGGAGCAGCUGGCCCAGAACAGGUGAACACACACAAACACCGCGUUGAUGAAAUGGAACACAGGAUGGAUACAGGCUACUACUUUUAACUGUACAUCAAGACAACUGAACUAUAUCACAGAUAUACACACACACACUCAUGCCAAUUAAUGUUUAAGCAACAAUGCUAACAUGUCUACAAAGAUGAACUUCUUUAAAAUGGAGGCCAUCCAUGGUACACUCAAGACAGCAAUCUGCAUUUAAAUCUAUACGGCAUCUUAAUGAUCCUUAUGAUUGCAUUAUAAAAUUCUAAAAUGGAAUCCAACCAUUAGCACUGAACAAAUGAGAACAUAAAAUCUGACAUUUAAGUGAAACUUUGCCUGUCACCUUUAGUAUUAAUGAGCAGCCACUGUGGGAGAGAUGACCCCUCACAGUCAACAGUGGGUAUACGUAAUGUAGUUCCAAGUCAUACAAACAGCCUGCCUCCCAUACAUGUACAGCCUGGGAGGACCUCACUGCUGUGGACUGAGAGUUCAGCUGCCUCCUCUGAAACGGUUGUAGGCGGUGCAUGCAACAAGACCACCACACACACACACCGACGAACCUACCCGACUCCCUCCCACCGGUCUCUCUUAGCUCUCCACUCACCAUAACCCCACUAAAGGAAAGCUCUCCACUCACCAUAACCCCACUAAAGGAAACCUCCCCACUCACCAUAACCCCACUAAAGGAAACCUCUCCACUCACCAUAACCCCACUAAAGGAAACCUCUCCACUCACCAUAACCCCACUAAAGGAAACCUCUCCUCCACUCACCAUAACCCCACUAAAGGAAACCUCUCCACUCACCAUAACCCCACUAAAGGAAACCUCUCCACUCACCAUAACCCCACUAAAGGAAACCUCUCCUCCACUCACCAUAACCCCACUAAAGGAAACCUCUCCUCCACUCACCAUAACCCCACUAAAGGAAACCUCUCCUCCACUCACCAUAACCCCACUAAAGGAAACCUCUCCUCCACUCACCAUAACCCCACUAAAGGAAACCUCUCCACUCACCAUAACCCCACUAAAGGAAACCUCUCCACUCACCAUAACCCCACUAAAGGAAACCUCCCCACUCACCAUAACCCCACUAAAGGAAACCUCUCCACUCACCAUAACCCCACUAAAGGAAACCUCUCCACUCAUCAUAACCCCACUGUAAAGGAAACCUCCCCACUCACCAUAACCCCACUAAAGGAAACCUCUCCACUCACCAUAACCCCACUGUAA